Staurois parvus is the source of this 405-nucleotide messenger RNA. The record is from the annotation of a GenBank genome assembly. NCBI's taxonomy places the organism in Eukaryota, Metazoa, Chordata, Amphibia, Anura, Ranidae.
AUGUACACACAGACACAUGUACAUACAUACACACACACACACACACACACAGACACAUGUACACACACACAUACAUGUACAUGCACGCAGACACAUGUACAGAUACACGCAUGUACAUACACACAGACGCCCCCCCCCCCCAUAAAAAGUUGCAGUACUUUGUUGUUCACUCACAGAUCCAGGUACUGCACUCUAGGGGAGGCAGAGAGCACAGCACACACUCCUUCCUUUGCUUUCACUGCCUCAGCUAUUGAGCAGUCUGACGGCUCCCAGUGCCAAUGACAGAUCCAGCCUGAGCUCCGAGCCUGCUCAGCAAGACGGCCCUGGGGGACACAUUCGACCCCACCAUAAGUUCCACUUGCCAUUGGCGAGCAGGCGAGUGGAAAUUUCAAGCCCUGGUAUAUG